AUGUGUCCUGGCUUCUCCUGCUGUUAUGGACACGAUGACAAAGAUGUCCAAGUGAACGUUCUCAAGAGUCGCCAAGAGCUCAACAAAAUUGCUCAAGCUCUUUUAGCUGAUGAAAACGCUCGUGAUGAGAUUCUGACAAAAACUGGAUUCAAAUACUCUGGCGUCAACGAGGGAGUCACUCAGCCGGGCUUUGACAUAAUUCAAAUAGUCACCGACAAUUCUUGCUCAAGCGACUUUUGCCGCUUCAAGCACAAAUACUUGAUGGACUUGAUUGAUUGCAACGCUUACCAACCCUGCGAAGAAUACCACUACCCGGAGGAUAUGACCAUUUUCAAGUUGCUUGAUCGAACGCCAAAAGAACGACUUCCUGCGGAGUGGACUUUGCCAAAUCAGUAA
Molecule: messenger RNA, 396 nt
Organism: Oikopleura dioica
Lineage: Eukaryota; Metazoa; Chordata; Appendicularia; Copelata; Oikopleuridae
Source: the annotation of a GenBank genome assembly